This is a messenger RNA of Kwoniella mangroviensis CBS 8507, 1119 nucleotides long. RefSeq lists its product as uncharacterized. Gene Ontology annotation, molecular function: mRNA binding. NCBI's taxonomy places the organism in Eukaryota, Fungi, Basidiomycota, Tremellomycetes, Tremellales, Cryptococcaceae. The transcript has 6 exons. Gene Ontology annotation, cellular component: cytoplasm; ribonucleoprotein complex; nucleus. The record is from RefSeq and is a predicted model, not a curated record. The coding region runs from base 1 to 1119 and encodes 372 amino acids.
AUGGUUGAAGCUGUCCUUAACCCAAUCAAGCAAGCUACCGAGAACGUCGUCAAUGCUGCUGCAGACUUCGUAUCUACCGGUGCUAUCACCGCUGACUCUGCCGAAGAGGAUGCCAAGAAGAUCGCUGAUAUCCCAAAAGAAGAUGAUGGUCAUAGAAUCUACAUUGGUAAUAUCGAUUACACAACUACCAAGGAACAAGUUCAAGAGUUCGUCGCUCCUGCAGGUGGUGAGAUCAAAACUAUCGAUCUCCCAUUGAAAUUCGGUAAACGACCUGCUGGAUAUGCCUUUGUCACCUAUACCAACGAAGCAGACGCUACCAGGGCUGUUGAGCAACUCAAAGAUAAAGAAUUCGGAUCCAGACAACCCCGAAUUGAGCUUGCUCGACCAGCUGAGAAAGUGCUCGAGAUCAGAAAGGCCAAAGACGAGAAGAGGAAGGAGAGAAUAGAGGCUAAUAACGCCAAGAAAGCUGAAAAAGCCGCCGAAUCAGCUACUGCCGCUGGCGCCGCCCCUGAAGCUAAUGGUAAACCUGCUGAGGAGGGUGAGGAGAAACCCAAGAAGAAGAAGAACAAUAAGAGCAAGGCUAAGAAGUCCCGACGACGUCUUCCUGGAGAAGGUGAUGAGGGAGAAGGUGAAGCUGAGGCUGCUGGAGAUGUCAAGCCAGCUUCAAAGGGCAGAAUCGAUGUAAAUGGUGCGGAUGGAGAGACCAAGGAGAAGAAGAAGGCUGCCCCUAAACCCAAGAAGGAGAGACAACCUCGACUUGAACUCACUGGUGAUGACUCAAAGAACACCAUCUUCGUUGCCAACCUUCCAUUCUCUGUCGAUGACGAAGCUCUUGCCACCAUCUUUACCAAUCUCUCCAUCAAAGUGAAGUCCGCCAAGGUUGUCAAGGGGAUCCGAAGACCUCGACCUGGAGCUGCCCGAAGUUUCCGACCAUUCAGAGCUUCAAAGGGAUUCGGUUUCGUGGAGAUUGAGAAUGAUGCCGAACAAGCUCAAGCUGUUGAGAAAGUUGAUGGGACCUUGGUCGAAGACAGGAAGAUCACCGCUAAGAUCGCUAAGGAGAUGAAGCCCAUUGAGCUUGAACAAGCUCAAGCUGAAGCUAACGGUAAUGGCGAUGCGUGA